Molecule: messenger RNA, 4775 nt
Organism: Hemicordylus capensis (graceful crag lizard)
Lineage: Eukaryota; Metazoa; Chordata; Lepidosauria; Squamata; Cordylidae
Gene: EIF5A2
Product: eukaryotic translation initiation factor 5A2
Exons: 5
Coding region: 1248-1709 (153 amino acids)
Biological process (GO): positive regulation of translational termination; positive regulation of translational elongation
Molecular function (GO): translation elongation factor activity; RNA binding; ribosome binding
Source: RefSeq, a predicted model, not a curated record
AUAUAGGAAGAUGGGGCUCCUGUAGCCCUAUUCAGACAUUAAAUGUGUCCAAGUUUCUGUACACAUGUAUGUGUUCAUGUGUGAAUGACUGUACAUGCGUUCACUUUAAAAGUGAACCUGGAUACAGCUCCCUAAAAUGCAUGGCAGAGAUGAUAAGCCUACUUCUGUAUAUGCAUUUAUCAUAACUUGAAGAAUUGUACUUGUGUGCAGAUCUGUGUGCACAGAUUAUACAUGCAUUGAACAUAAUGUCUGAAUAGGGUUUCUCUCUCUCUGUCAUGUAGAAGGGGGGAUAUGUCAUCGGGUGAGAGAAACUGCUGGAUUUUGUUCUCUUCUUUGGUCUUCUACAAGAGUCCUGCUUGUUUUCUCCCCCUCUUUUGCCACACCCUCCGUUACUAGACAGUGAUGAAUCUGGUUUCUGUGAGAUCACCAGAUUAGAAAUAGAUGUCUCAGCUGCCAAAAUUAUGAACCAUGAAGUUGGUAGAGAUCAGUAUUCUAGCCAGACGUCAAUGAAAUGUUUCCUGUGUGCAUUGCGGUCUUGCCUAGUACCAUUUCUUCCCAUGAUGCUUCAUUUCUGGUCAGAUUCAUACAUUAUGAGUUGGCUGUAAUUGUUGCCCAAAAGGUAUGUCUGGGUGGUGAGACUUGUGCUGCAGCCAGCAUAUCUUUAAUGGAAAUCCUGUUUCCCUUAUGAUAACUGAAUUGUGUAGCAAAUAGCCCCAGCGAGAAGCAGCUCUGUUGUAAAUACUUCACCAUGGAAUCUGAUGUAUGGGAGAUGGGUUAAAGAUGUCACUGCUGCUCCCCCUAAAUAGGAAUAGGCUUUUGGCAGCAAAUAUCCUGCAUCAUGUUUUAAUUGGGUCUGGGUCUAUAGUAGUUUAUCUCAUUGAAGUGCCAACCCACAGCUUGAAAAACCUGGUUUAUAAACCUUGUAGCAUUUGCAUUCCUUGCUAACUUUAUUCCCUUCAGCCUUUUUCCAUCCUGUCCCUCCCCACAGCCCUGCCUGUUUGAAAAACAUUGGUUUAAUCUUAACACCUUGGGGUUUGACCUUGGUUUAGCAUUGCUGUAACUUAAUGUGGGUUAGCUGUUCCAUAGUAUCUGACAACCCUGUUGUACUUGCAAUGACGGGCUGAUAACAUGGGGCUGUUCUUGCUUGAGCAAAACACUUUUCUGUAUAAGUGACAAUGCUGGCAAUGUCCAAGUAAAAUGGAGGUUGGAAAAAAGUGUAAAGUACCUGCUAGAACACAUUGACUGCCAUGGCUGAUGAAGUUGACUUCACCACUGGAGAUGCUGGUGCUUCAGCCACUUACCCAAUGCAAUGUUCUGCACUCCGCAAGAACGGCUUUGUGGUGCUGAAAGGGCGUCCCUGCAAGAUUGUUGAAAUGUCAACUUCCAAAACUGGCAAACAUGGCCAUGCUAAGGUCCAUCUAGUUGGUAUUGAUGUUUUCACUGGGAAGAAAUAUGAAGAUAUCUGCCCUUCAACUCACAACAUGGAUGUUCCAAAUAUCAAGAGGAAUGACUAUCAACUGAUCUGUAUACAGGAUGGCUACCUCUCUUUGCUGACAGAAAGUGGUGAUGUUCGCGAGGAUCUUAGGGUGCCAGAAGGUGACCUGGGGAAAGAAAUAGAAGGGAAAUACAAUGCAGGUGAAGAUUUCCAGGUGUCAGUCAUGUGUGCAAUGAGCGAAGAAUGUGCUGUAGCCAUAAAACCCUGCAAAUAGGACCAUCUGGAUUUGUGCAGUUGCUCAGGUCCUGGCAAUUGCAGAUCUUGUAUCUUUAGUUCCAGUUAUCACCAAAGCUAUAACCUUCACUAGCAACCUCGUGUCUUUGUUUGAAAAUAGUGCUGACUAAUGUUGCAAGCCAUUUGGCAAUAUUAAAAUUGCUAAAGUUCAAGUGCUUACAGGAAUGGCAAGGCAGUCAUAACUGUCAUUUUAGAUCAUGAGGUAUUAAACUAGUAUGCUUUGCUCGAAUGAGACUCUGUAUAGCAGUGCCAAUACCAAGGUAAUACUAAGUUUGGGUUUAAGUAAGAAUAGUGUUUAAGUACAACAUUUUAAAUAAAUGAAAAUAACCAUUUUUAUCUUAAACAUGGUGAAAUGUGGCUUGUACAGAAUUGUGAAUAGUAACUGAGCUAGAGACAAGGGAACUCAUGUGAUCAAAAUGCCAGUGCUGAUGGCCGUGUACAACAAACUGUAUAUCUAUAGUCUUGCUGGCUCACUCUUAACACAAGUCACCAUUUGCCUGUGAUGUAAACAUCCAGAAUAUUGGAUGCUUUCAUACUCUGGUUAAUAGUGCACAAAAGAUUGGGGGUGGGGGUGGGGAGAGGAGAUUCACUAGAGGCCUUUGAUUUCAACAUGCAGUGUAGCCACUCUUCUGCCAGUUAAAAGAAGGGCAUGCCUCGAGUGUUUCAGUAUCUGGCAUAACUUAAGUUUUAACUCUUUUGUUUUGUAGCACAAGUAGACUUCUUGACUUUUUAAAAACUGAAGCAAAAGUGCACAUACUUAUUUGUAUGGAGGCUAAAUCUGAAUCCUGUUUCACCCUACUGAAUUUAGGCAACAAGCUGUAAAAUCUAGUAAAGAAUUUUAUAGGACAGAGUGCUCCAAGUAGAGAAACUUUGGAACUAGAUUAUAGGGGUAAGUGGCUCAAAAUCUACUUGUGCAGGACUUGGUUACACCAAACAGGCGAAUGCCUAACUGAAUUACUAAUAACUAGACAUACUGUCUACAUGAUCAUCCAAGAUCAUGCUUCUGUUUAGCAUUUGGGAGGGAACCUAAUUACUGAAAUUUGCCUUAAAUGUUGGUAGCAACUGACUAACUUGAACUAGUGACUGGAUUGUUAAAACAUGCUUAAUUUGUUACUGGCAACUCUUUUUUGGUAGUAGGAAACAGGAUUUUGAACAUCAUUUGCUGAUACAGUUGUCCUUAAUCAGUGAAGUUAGACUAGAGAUGUAAAAAACUGCUUCAGGGUCUCAAAUGUAGGCUAUAGACUUAACUAAAGCAAGUAUCUAUGCAGAGAAGGGGCACAAUACAGAUUGAUCUGGCAAUAAACAUUCUUGAACAAAGCACAGUCUUGACAUAGUAAGUAAUUGCUGCACGUUUCAAGAUCUAGGGCUACUAGAAAGCUGAAGGAUUUUAGCAUAUUGUUAGAAUCUAAUCACGUGGUUAUUCCUAGAUAGUUGGUUCUCCAUAUUUGUAGUAGGAAUGGGAUGUCCUGAUUUGAAACAUGGAUUCCAUUUACUAGUAAUAUUAAUCAUGAUCAAAUGAAGUUACUCCUACAGCUCCUACUGUGCCUGAGCAGCUGAAAGAAGCAAACUUGUGUCAUAGUAUUGGAAAAAUCCUACUAGCAUCUUACUGUUUUCUUCAUCAAGGACAUGUGCAACUGAAAUAUCUGGAGGCUGUUGGCUUACUGAAAUGUAUCCCUUAAAGUGCCCCUCCUCCCUUUUUGGAAAGGUGGUGUCUUAAUGUCAACUUGAUUUUUAGUAAUUGGGCACCACAGGUAGGAUUUCUAGGCUAGAUAGGAAGAAAUAGAUCAUCUGUUGGAUAGGUCAUAUGGAGGGCACUGUUGUGUAGACAGCUGUGCAAUCUCAUCACUUCAUCGGUUAAACAGUAUUUUUUUUUAAGGUAAUAGCAAAGCCAUUUCACUUGUAGAGGGCAAUCUGUCUACAAAGCCACCAGGUUUACAAUAAAAUAACUUUGCUAAUAAAAGCUUGAAAUGCUGUAUCGUUCAGGUUCUUUAAACUAUUUCAGGGUGAUCAUGUUUCUCUAAAUUCUACUUCUAAAUGGUUUUUACUUUGUAGCUUAAAAUUAAAUGCAAUUUGUUCCAAGAGCAGACUCGAGCUCUUCUAACAAGCUGUUGGCCAAAAUAAAGGCUGAACAACUCAUUCCUGCUGUUACUUUGUAAUAGCAUAAGCUUUAUUGUUUCAGGUCCAUCUCUGUUUUUGUUCAGUGUGCUGUAGGUUCUCUUGCCUCAAAUGUUAGGGAAUUCUUUUUUAAAAAUCCAAAUUUACCUCUUGAUAUAUCGUCUUGUGUCUUUGUGUUCAACAAAACCACUGCUAGUUGAGCCAUGACUUGAAUAUACUCUUCUCAGGGCUGCUCUUGUGAAGAAUUGAAAGAGCUUAAGUUGAUUAUUUUAACAAAGCUGCUUGAAAGUCUUACAGGGUUUUGUAUUCCAUAAAUGUAUAGCAUGCCUAUGAUGCAAGUAGAGUUCUAGUAUAUUGAACCUUAGUUUAAAGGGGUCAAACAUUGUGACCAAGCUCUUCUAGUGACUAGAUGACAUGUUUGACUGCAGUAAGCUUUAAGUGUUGGAAUGUUGGCUGUGUCUGGGAACAUUUUAAUUAAUAGAACUUGCUGUGCUUAAAUAUUUCAUUCUGUAUAAAGUACAAGAUUCUCAUACAUUAUAUAAUUUUUCACAGUGCAACUCAGACACUGAUCUCUGGCUUUAUCUGCAUUGUGGUUUCUAAGCCUUGUAGAACUCUGAAUGCUCAUGAUCAGUGACUGUUAUGUUACAACUGGACAUUAUUGUAAACAGUGUGGGGAGAAGGGUUUUUUUAAUUUGCAACACAUGGUAGCUAAGACAAGUAUGUAAUAUACCUACCGGGAAGCAAAUGGGUGCAGUGUUCAUUGUGAAAGAGUGACCUUGACUUUAAAAUAAAAACUUGAAAGGUUUGUACUUUUUUCUGCAUUUCUGUAAUAGUGAAGUAUUCAUGUGUUAAGAGUUCAUGCCUUUUAACGAGUGUUUUAUUGAAAUGUUUGAAUUAUGACUUGUCACAUUAAAGAAAAUUUAAACCUAAA